Carcharodon carcharias (great white shark) is the source of this 4194-nucleotide messenger RNA. Its product is annotated as protein Smaug homolog 1. NCBI's taxonomy places the organism in Eukaryota, Metazoa, Chordata, Chondrichthyes, Lamniformes, Lamnidae. The coding region runs from base 458 to 2584 and encodes 708 amino acids. Gene Ontology annotation, molecular function: translation repressor activity; mRNA binding; protein binding. The record is from RefSeq and is a predicted model, not a curated record. The transcript is spliced from 14 exons. Gene Ontology annotation, biological process: negative regulation of translation; nuclear-transcribed mRNA poly(A) tail shortening; regulation of mRNA stability. Gene Ontology annotation, cellular component: P-body.
UGUUACUGUUGCUGCUGCUGCUGCUGCUUCUUCUUCAGCUUUCAUGUUUUAUCAUUUAUCUCCCACUCACACCAAAUAAAACCCACCCCAGCUGCAAGAAACCCUCUGACUCCUCGUGGAAAAAGCCUGAGCUUUGUGAUGACAUGAAGCCCUGACUGCAAGAAGCAAGAAAAAAUAAGCAAGAACCAAGCUUUCAAUGGUCAAUUGUCAGAAGUUGCCUGAAGUUAUUUCUCCAUUCAAUUGACAGUGGUUCUCCUGGACUGUUGUAUCUGGGGGGAGGGGGGGUGGUGGAGGUAAAGGGAAAGAAGAUAUUGUAUCACCCAAAAAUGUUUGGACAGAAAAGACACCGACUCUUACAAAGUCGAUAAUCUUACUACCCAGACUGAAAACAUGUGACGUUCUUCUGUCGUCGGAGCUCGAGGGAAAGAGAGACAGAUAAUCGUGCAGGCUUGCGAUCAUGAUGUUUCGGGAUCAAGUUGGCGUGUUAGCUGGGUGGUUUAAAGGAUGGAAUGAAUGUGAGCAGACAGUAGCCCUAUUAUCCCUGCUGAAGAGGGUCAGUCGGACCCAGGCUCGCUUCCUUCAGAUCUGCUUAGAGCAUUCGCUGGCCGACUGCACUGACAUCCACAUACUAGAGGGAGAAGCCAAUGAUGCUGCUUUCAUCAGUCAAUGGCAUCAGGACCCGAAGGAAAAGGUUGUUCUGCAGCUGCUUUCCCAUCUUCCUUUACUUCAGCCUGGGAAUGUGGAGGCAAAGUCUGAAUAUAUGAAACUGCUGCAGAAGGUGCUGGCCUAUUCCAUCGAUAGCAAUCUGUUCAUCGAGGAGAGUAGACAGCUGUUAUCCUAUGCACUAAUCCAUCCUGCCACCUCACUGGAUGACCGGAGUUCUCUGGCCUUAUGGCUAACUCACUUGGAGGAGCGCAUGUCAAGCAACUACAGUUCACAAAAUGUGGGGCCAGCAGACUCUAUAUACACAGGAGUGUACAACCAAAAUCAAAGGCAGAAUGUCGAAGACAAACUAAAUGAAUGGCAAAAUCGAGCGGAUAGCGGUAUGUGUGUCACUGUCCCUGCUUGGCAGGACAAGCCAAUGACCUGUGAGAAUGGACAUUUGCCUCUGCAUACAUCUGCAUCAGUGCCAUCUGCUAUGAACAACAUUGGAAGCAAUACAAGUACAGUUCUCCAAGGCCAAACCCAAACCAACCACAGUCCUCUGAAGCGCUCAGUUUCCCUCACCCCACCGAUCAAUAUGACAAACCAGUCUGUGGUCAGCGAGUGGAUGUCUCCAGAUGACCUGCGUACCAGGGCAGUCUACGCCCCAUCAGACCAUGCACCACUCUCCCCGCAGAGCAGCAUAGCCUCCUCUGGGAGUGGCGGCAGUGAGCAGACAGAGGAACAGGGGUCAAGUCGCAACACAUUUCAGGAGGAGGGGAGUGGCAUGAAAGAUGUGCCCACUUGGUUAAAAAGUCUUCGGCUACACAAGUAUGCAUCGCUCUUCUCUCAGCUAACCUAUGAGGAGAUGAUGACUCUGACUGAGCAUCAGUUAGAAUCUCAGAAUGUUACAAAGGGGGCACGGCACAAAAUAGCCCUGAGCAUUCAGAAGUUACGCGAACGACAGGGUGUGCUGAAAUCCUUAGAAAAGGACAUUCUUGAGGGAGGAAACUUGCGAAAUGCCCUUCAGGAGCUGCAGCAGAUAAUUAUAACCCCAAUCAAAGCUUACACCCCACCUCAAAUAACCCCCAAAGAGGGACAUGAUACAGACCCCAAUAGCUCCUCCAAUACUAUACCGGGACUGGGCACAGACAGCCGAACAACCAAAGCAGCUGCCGAAAAGGAGUCUACAUCUGAUGGCUUUCAGCCCCAGAGUGUCUCAACAUGCGAUGGAGAGUCAGCGGCGGCCCCAGUAUCUGAAGGUGACAUUCCUGGACAGUUCACCAGAGUCAUGGGGAAAGUUUGCACUCAGCUGCUGGUGUCCAGACCAGAUGAAGAAAAUAUAAGCUCUUACUUGCAGCUCCUAGAGAAGUGCCUGGCUCAUGAGGCAUUUACUGAAACACAGAAGAAAAGACUAUUCUCGUGGAAGCAGCAAGUGUUUAAGCUGCUGAGGUCUUUUCCUAGAAAGGCCUUGUUGGAGAUGCCAGGUGUUCGCCAGAGAAGCUGGGGUUUCAGUCAGUCCAGUUCGCUUCCCACAGCCGGUUCUGUGGUUGGAGGGCUAGGCAGACGAGGCCAGCGGCCAUUCCAGGUUCCUCCGCGGGGUCUGUCUGCAAACCGCAUGGGUCUGAUUGGCACUUCUGCUAAUCUGGGUGGUGUUUCUCCAAGGCAUACGCUUAAUCCAUUGACAAGCCAAGGCAGGCAGAACCUAUGGUUUGCGAACCCAGGUGGCAGUAAUAGCAUGCCAAGUCAAAGUCGCAGCUCAGUGCAGCGGACAUACUCACUACCUGUGCACACCUCCCCACAAGCCAUCCUGAUGUUCCAGCAGCCAGAAUGUCAAGUGCCAGUGACAGAACCGGAGAUUAAUACCAGACUGGAAUCUCUGUGUCUCAGUAUGACCGAGCACGCCUUAGGAGAUGGAGUGGACAAGACAUCGACUAUUUAGUAUGCUGUACUUAGCUUGUGAACACUUAUUGAGAGACUGACAUAACACAGCAGCUGCAGGAAAUGCCACUGAAGUUUGAGGGUCACUACACCUUACAAUAGCCUCACAACCCUGUUGCACCAUGUCUCAGUGAAGUAGGGCGUAAGUAAUGCAGGAUGGCUGGUUAACUCCCACACGAGCAGUUUUUUGGAACAUGCUAAGGUCUGGAAUGGAUCAAACUGGAUUGGGAUCUAAACCAAAGUCAUUUAAAGUUCAUUGUGUUUGAAGGUUCACUCCCCACCUUUUUACAAGCUACGAUACAUGUUUAAAACACAAGUUAAGUUACCCUUUUUCUAUUAUACAAUUAUUAUUUUUAAAAGCCUUUGCAGCAGGUUUGCUUCCUCAUGUAAAAGGGAAGUUGUACUUCUCGAGACGGAAUUAGAGAGGGCUUUGGGAGGGGGGAGGGUUUGAAGUAUGAAAGAAUAGAGGAUUGUUGAAGCAGUGUUGGAGCUGGCGUUGAAAUGUUUCAAGUCCCUAGCAGCUGGGUUUGUGCUGCUGGGGGAGGGGGGAUUUAAUAGCCAAACUUUGGAAUAUGCCUGUUCCUUAAAUAUUUUGCUUUUCCAAGGCCAGAACAGACUCAUUCCUGGUUUCUAAAGUUUCACUUCACAUUCUUUUAGCACCUUGACAAUUAAACACGCUGGCAUAUAUCCAUCUCUGGGAGCACAUUAACUAACUGUGUGGCCCUUCAUUUCUGUCACAUGCCACCUUUUAAGUUCUGGUUAAUGGAUUGAAGGUUGUUUAGUUUUGGUAUAGCCAUUAAUGUACCUCACAGACCUGUAGUCCUGGCACCAUCUGGACACAGCGUAAUGGGGCCCUGACUCAAGUUAUUUGUUUAGGUUGAGUAGUCGUCUCAUUUGGGAAACAUCAAAAAGACCUGUUGGUAACUGCACCCCACCCCAUUGUGGUACUGAACAUUCUGAAAUGUCCCAGGUUUGAUAUCAGGCCUUAUGUCGACCUCCAGGAGGUGGCAGUAAAUGUUCCUCGAGAGGAAAUGUCCCAACAGAUUUGCCAGCCUUGACGUCAAGCCAUUUCCCCCAGUCCUGGAAUUGUGUGGAUGUUGGGUGAGAAUGGAAUUGGACCUGGCUAUGCCAACUUUCACACCCAACCGACGUCAACACUUUGGUUUUCCGAUGGAGUGGUCAGGCUGCUUUAAUUGGCUCCCCUGGGAGAGAAACAAGAAAAUGAAGCACCGCACCAGUUCUGGUGUAGAGAUACGAAUCCUAAAAGGACAGUUUUCAUGCAGCUACACUGGGAGAAACUCGAUUUAGAUUCCAAAAACUCCUCUGUGCAAUGAGGUUUGUUUAUGUUCCUCACACCUGUUCACGCAUUAAAGCACACAAAAUUCUGGUGAUUAAAACCCACAAUAACAAGGUAGAAUUUCUUCCUCCAUCUUGAUUUCAGAAUUUGACCCAAUCAUAAAUCUAUUUACUAAUUUAAAGAAAUCUAGCCCACAGUGAAGCUUCUGAAGAAACCAGGAAUCUCUGCUCCGCUGUAAAGUUAGGACAUCCCUUUGUGUUCUGUCUGACGCCAGGAAAAUAAUUUUCUUACUAAACAAUAAAUAUCCAAAAGUG